AUGAGCUUGAAGGAUGAGCUUACAAUUUGGUCGCGGGCUCUGGAAGCAUACGACCGAGAAGAUGUAGCUCAAGCGGUGAAGAGCUUUAAGACAAUCGCACAUACCUCAAAGAUACAGUUUAAUCUGGGCAUGAUUUAUGAUGCACUUGUUAUGAGCACAGAGGCGUUGAAAUGCUUCAACCGCGCCAGUGAGCUCGAUCAGUAUUUGGCUGUAUCCCACUUCCAAGCUGGUGUUUCGUACUUUAAGCAAAACGAAUUCAAUGCAGCUAUUCACAGCUUUUCUCUCUGCUUAGAGUGCUUGCACGAUAAUAUAACCAUGUACGCACUGUCCGCACUGUCCGCCACUUGUCGGCACUCACUGACGCCGGAUGUUUUCAGCACUUACACCCAGCUUGGUCUCAAGUACAGUCUUCAUUACGCUGAGGUUCAAUUCAACCUUGGUCUCUGCCUCAUUGCCGCCGGUCGCAGAGAUCACGGUCUUAAUAAACUUCGCUUGGCACUGAUCAAAUCUGAGAAACCAGAGCACGCGGUCAUUAGUAAGGUGUUAAACAAUGGCGGGAUUGCCACUUCUCUCUUCGCAGUUCCUAUUGGUACGCUGUUCCAACCACCAGAGGAUAAGAUAAAGAAUAUGGAUGUCAAAGAUUAUCUCGGCCGAAGUCAACUUAUCAGCACCUCCCACUCGUACGACCUCUCCACUGACUUUGCCGGUGUCAAACUCGUCGAUCACAAGGAAAGUAUCAGCAAUCGCAUCGGGAAUUUGGAAAGAUCAAAAACAGCUCCAUCUGCGAAAACUGAAUCAACAUCUAUACCAAUUUUACGCUCUAAAACAUCAUUCAGAGCCAACCUCGAAAGCAGCAUAUAUCCCAAGUCAGCCGUUUUCACAGAAGAUAUUUUAACCGACGAGACUACUGAUAGAACUUCAAUUUCUGAAUCUAUUUCAAAUCCUACUCAAAGUCAUAUUCUUGGUCGAGCAUACUCUGAAGAUAACAACCAUUUCCAAAACCAUAAUAGUGAAAUGUACUUUACGCGUAGGCAAUUCGAGCAACCAGCCGCUGAGCUUGAGACAAACAUGUUAAACGGCCAAGUUAGUGAUUUACACAUUGCGCUCGACAUGAAGCGUUCUUCACCAAUUCUCACUCUCCCACUACACAAAUCCAGAUCACCGCCACUACCAACACCAUCAACGUCGGCAUCUUCGGAGGAUAGCGAAAGGAGCUUUAAGAACGCGAUGGAUGAGAAGCUUAAUCUUAAGCCAAAGUCUACGCGCCCAACGUUCAUCAAUCGUUCAUUCGGCACACUCAGAACAAAGUCAUCGAAUCUUAUAAACACUAAACGCAGCUCAACAUCAAUACCAAAGGGUUGGCCAUCUACAUCUGAGAACGGUACUGGGACUCCAAUGGCCGUGUCACCAAUUGGACCCAUCUCAUCGCCCUUGCCAGGCUCAUUCGUUAGCACGGGACCAGGUACUGCCCGCGGCACACCUUCUGAAUCCGAUACACCAACGUCGACUUUCCUCGAGUACAAACGUAGUGUACCUUCAUUCAACAUAAGGAUUAAGAUUUUCUUGAAUGAGGAUGUUAGAGGUAUGAUUCUUUCCGCCUAUGAAACGUCGUAUGAGAAGUUCAGAAGCAAUGUACAUGCCAAGUUUCCCCACAUCGAAGCAGACAGACUGGCAAUCAGGUUUAAGGAUGAGAAUGAUCUGGUUACUAUCCUCGACGAAUCCGAUUGGGAAAUGGCUAUUGAGUGUGCACGCGUAGAGGCAGAGAUGAGAGAACGAUCUUAUGGAUCGUUGGAAGUUCACUGCGCGCAGAGAGUACGUGCACGUGGAUGA
Molecule: messenger RNA, 1830 nt
Organism: Wallemia ichthyophaga EXF-994
Lineage: Eukaryota; Fungi; Basidiomycota; Wallemiomycetes; Wallemiales; Wallemiaceae
Product: Neutrophil cytosol factor 2
Exons: 12
Coding region: 1-1830 (609 amino acids)
Molecular function (GO): protein binding
Source: RefSeq, a predicted model, not a curated record